AUGCUGCCGCGAUCGCCGGCGAGCCUCCACCUCAGGUCGCUCCGGUGGCCGCGAGGCUUCAGCUCCUCCUCGGUCCCAGCGGCGGCCGCGAAGGAAGGGGCCGACGGGAAGAUCGUGGCGUCGGUGGUGUUCGAGCGCCUACCCGUCGUCAUCCCCAAGAUCCACCCCGUCGUCUACGCCUUCCAAGAAUUCUCGUUCCGGUGGAGGCAACAGUACAGGCGGCAGUACCCCGACGAUGUCCUAGGCAAGGCGGACGCGAGGGGCAAGGGUGAUUAUCAGAUAGACUAUGUGCCUGCUCCAAGAAUCACAGAAGCCGACAAAGCAAAUGACAGGAAGUCACUACAACGAGCUCUGGAUAAUAAGAUAUAUCUUCUCCUGUAUGGCAAAACUUUUGGGGCUCCUGAUGGCAAACCUGUUUGGCAUUUCCCAGAAAAAGUGUACGAAAAUGAAGACUCUUUGCGUUUGUGUGCCGAGUCAGCCCUAAAAUCUGUUCUCGGCGGACUUGACAAUACAUAUUUUGUUGGCAACGCUCCAAUGGCUCACAUGGUAACUGAACAAAAAGAGGAUUCCAGUGUUUCACCAUUCAAGCAGCGGUUCUUCUUCAAGUCGCAAGUGAUCGGCACCACGCAUUUGGACAUCAGGAGGUGCGAAGACCACGCGUGGGUGACCAAAGCUGAGUUGCUGGAAUAUUUUCCGGAGCACAAGGAUCUCUUGAAUAAGAUGAUCAUUCACGUAAGAUAG
Messenger RNA from Triticum turgidum subsp. durum (durum wheat), 741 nucleotides. The record is from the annotation of a GenBank genome assembly. NCBI's taxonomy places the organism in Eukaryota, Viridiplantae, Streptophyta, Magnoliopsida, Poales, Poaceae.